Folsomia candida is the source of this 3186-nucleotide messenger RNA. RefSeq names its product divergent protein kinase domain 2A. The coding region runs from base 1211 to 2689 and encodes 492 amino acids. The record is from RefSeq and is a predicted model, not a curated record. Lineage: Eukaryota; Metazoa; Arthropoda; Collembola; Entomobryomorpha; Isotomidae. The transcript has 8 exons.
AGAACACAAUGCUUGUCAAAAUCUCACCCUCCAUGAAAAAAAUUUGCUAUACGUUGGCUACAACAUAGGCAGAAGACACAGUUUGACUUUUUUGCCUUUAACAUGUAGCCUGACAUUGAAUCUCCAACAUUCCAAAACAAAUCCAUCCAUCGAACUGGUUGAGGCGCAAUUUUGCCUAUUUUAUACAUAAACAUAAAAAGAAUAAAGGAAUAACAUUGUGUAAAAAGUAUUAAAUUCUAGCUCUUUAAAUAUUAUUGUUAAUUGAUUGAAGUUGAAAGUCAUGAAAGUUUGCGAGAAUCAGUAUCAAAUUGCAUCGUAAAUCUAGUGAACGUCUCUCUAAAAACGUGUCAUUUUACACCGUCACAUUAACCUUUGUUUGUUGAAGAGUCGUCACUGGAAAACUCAUUAGCAUGAAAUCAAUUCCUCAUUCAAAACAUGAAUAACAGAGAAAUAACUUCAUACAGAAUACAAAUAUUGGUACAAUAUAUGAUUAUAUUAUUUUGGCUGGAGUGUAACGGAAUAUACAGUCACCAAAGGACGGAAAUGGUGUGUCAUUAAUAAAACAUCGCUCAUCAUCACUAUUUGCAGAUUAGUUUAUGUACAAAAUACAAUAAGAUCUCUCUCCGAAUGUGUCAUGUACUUAAUGUACUGAGAAAAUUGAAAUACAGGCGUGGAGUUAAUGAUGAAGGUACUUUGACCCACUGAAAACUUGCUGUACCUCGAGUCAUUUUUGUGUGAUUGUGCGUGGGUGGUGUUCUUCUGGUGUCAAGAUUUAAUUUUAUUUAUCAUUCCUGUUUAAAUGCAGCUCUGAGUCAACGUUUGUUGUAAACCCGUUAAUGAUAUGAGUUAUCUAGUUUGUAAUUAAUGUAAACAGCGUUCAGUAUUCGUUCACAGUAGACCGAAAAACUUAUCUGGUUAGUGUCUAAUCACUUUCCAUUAUUGAUAAGCCUGUUUGUAAGAUAAGGAUACAAAAUCUGUAAUCACAAAUCAUAUUUAUGAGAUUUUCUCAAGUUUAAUAACAUCCCACCAAUACAACUCACCAUUAUAAAUUUUAAGAUAUAGAGACCCCUUAUUUCUAUACUCGUCAAAUAACUUGUCACGAGUUAUAUCAUAUAUUAUCAACAGAUAAUAAUAUUACUCUCUUAAGUUACGAGCUUAUAUAUAGUUAGUUAGUUAGUCAGUCAAUCCAUCUUUUGUGUCAAUUAUUCUAAUGUUAAAUUCUUCGUCUAACGACGACAUUGGUGGUGAUUUUCACGACGGGAGGAAUCGGUGUGAGGAAGCGUACUAUUUUUGUCAGUGUGACAGACUUCUGUGUUCAGGGGAUCCGGGGGGACGUCGUUGGUUUGGAAUUGGUCAUUCUGGUCAGUCUACGGGGCUGAGACAAUCCUACGCCAUGAAAACCAGACAGCGCUGGCUGCUUAUGAUUUUCAUCCUCUCGGCAUUUUUAGCCCUCCUCCUCCUCAUCUUCAGUGGGAGUGGUGGGAGUGGGGCUGGAAAAGCUCUCAAUUUGAACCUCGACCUGGACCAACUCACAGAAAGAAACAAGUGCCCGGCAUGCUUCGGGGUCAAACUUUGUCCUGAAAUGAUACAAGGAAAAAUUAAACUCACCGACUGGACAAAGUAUUCCGUGACGAAGUUGAUGAAUCAGAAAAAUGUGUUUUAUGCCGAUUGGAAUAUUCGUGGGAAGGAGACGAAACUCAUCCUAAAGAAGCUUGCUCAUGACAAUGAGUUGGAUAAUCUUGACAAAACAAUAUGUGAACGACAUGGUCGUGACCAUGCUUGCGAUGUGACAAGAUCUGUGCAAUAUCUUAUUGAUGAAUACUCCCACGCUUCACAAGUUCAUCCUGGACAAAACAUUUUGCACGGGGGGAAAAUUGGGGAGGGGUCUGAUAUUCUGUUGUGCCCAUCGCAUAGGAAAAUGGAAUUUCUUGUGGCUGCUGCAAAAAAGUUUAAUAAGGGACAAAAUCCUAAAACCAUAUUGGCAAAUGUUCUUACCACUAUUUUGCUCAAUCCUGAACCCUUAAUCUUGGAAGCAUUCACGGCUAGCGAUGGGUGGCCAUUCCCAAAAUAUUAUGGGUCAUGUGGACGAAUUGUAGCAGAAGAAUACGUUGGCCGAAGUUUAAGUCAAUAUAUGCAUGAACCGUUUAAGACACGAGCACACCUAGCAUUACAGUUAAUUGAGAUGGUAAACAAAUUUGGAGAAAAUCCUACCAAUUUCAUUCUGUAUAUGACGGAUCCAUCUCCGGACAAUUUUGCCGUGAACGAAAACACAAAUUCACUAAAGAUGAUUGAUCUUGAGAAUAUUAUUGUGGUGGAUAAAGAAGAACUAAUACUGAGCAAAACAAAGGAUGCUGAUAAACUUCUAGUGUCAGAAUCCAUGGAUUGUGAAAAGAACAAAGGAGGUGCUAUUUCAAAAUGUUUUUCAUUCUCUACAGACGACCUCUGCGUCCGACCAUUGACGGAUCAUAAUUAUUAUGCAAUUUGUGCUGGAAUUCUGGCACCCAACCCACUCUCUUCAGAUUUUGCACCAGGUCUUCUUCAUUCUAUUCCAGAAAACGACAAGGCAAAACUUCCACAGUUUACUGAACUUCUUAGCCAGUGCAAGGACCCUUCCCUUGGAUCUCUCGAUUUGAAUCGUAUUGAAGCAGCGCAGGAAUUACUUCACAUUCUCAAAGAUUACUUGAAGUAAAGUUUAGAUUUGAUUAUUUAUGGAUGUGAAUUCAUGUAAGGUUGUAAGGCAAUGCUGUAUUAUAAUUAUACGUGGUUGCAAUUUGUUAGUGAGAAUUUUAAUGUAUAAGUAUACAUAAGUGUACAUAUGCCGUUAUAUGAGACGCUUGUUUGACGCUGUGACUAGUCAACACAUAAUUCUGAUAAGUGUGUAGGUUAGCAUUUACAUAUUUAUUGCAUUUUAAAUAUUGUUGAAAUAUUUAUUGCAUUUUUUACAAACUCUGUGGGUUGUGUUCUUUAAACUAUAACGAAAUCAGUUGGAAUAUUUAAUUGUAGUAUUGUGCCACCUUGAUUAAUGCUGAAUAGAAUAAAUACUGCAAAAUAAGAUUGUUCUUAUGUAAUUGAAAUAUGUGAUUAAGAAAAGUGAGAUAUUAAAUAUCACAGUUUAUUAUAUGUAUAUGAGACUUAAAUCUUAAUUAGAAAAAUAAAUUCAAAAAUAAUUGUGAGUAGUAAUAAAAA